Hippocampus zosterae (dwarf seahorse) is the source of this 1203-nucleotide messenger RNA. RefSeq lists its product as uncharacterized. Gene Ontology annotation, molecular function: protein binding; ubiquitin ligase activator activity; anaphase-promoting complex binding. Lineage: Eukaryota; Metazoa; Chordata; Actinopteri; Syngnathiformes; Syngnathidae. The transcript has a single exon. Gene Ontology annotation, biological process: anaphase-promoting complex-dependent catabolic process; positive regulation of ubiquitin protein ligase activity; positive regulation of anaphase-promoting complex-dependent catabolic process. The record is from RefSeq and is a predicted model, not a curated record. Gene Ontology annotation, cellular component: anaphase-promoting complex.
AUGCCUCCGAGCGAGAACAGAGCCCCGGUGGAUCGGUUCAUCCCGCCCAGAGACCCGGAACUACUGCCCUUGCACAAGCGAGAUGCACUCGCCCCCACCAGCCAGCGCGGCAAGGAGGUCCGUGAAAAUGCGGUCUCGGUGACCGAUCUUUACUACGAGUCGAUGCUGGAGCAGCACAGCAAGGUGCUCAAGUUCGGGGGCAAGCCGAAGGGCUGCGAGAAGUCCAAGCGGAUCCCGGGCCGGGAGAUCAGCAAGACUCCUUUCAAGGUACUGGACGCACCCAACUUGAAGGACGACUACUACCUGAACCUCCUCAGCUGGGGCAGCAACAACUGCCUGGCGGUGGCCCUGCUCGACUCGGUGUACCUGUGGAACGGUGACUCGGGCAAGGUCACCAAGUUCAGUCAUCAAGCCAGUGAUGUUGCCUCUCUGACUUUCAGCCCUGACGGUGGUGCGCUUGCUAUCGGGGGGGAUGAUGGACUCACUUAGGUCUGGGAUAUGGCAAAGCAAAAACUGGUCCGGUCUCUGGACCAUCAUGAAGGCCGGGUAUCCUCCUGCGCGUGGUCGAGCACCUUACUCGCGACGGGCUCACGAGAUAAAUCGAUCGCUUGGUGGGACCCCAGGGCGGCCCGGCUGUCCUGCCAGCUGCGGGGGCACUCACAUGAAGUGUGCGGGUUACGGUGGUCCUUCGACGAGCAGAAGCUGGCCUCUGGCGGUAAUGACAACAAGCUACUGAUAUGGAACGUGAACUCGAGCAGCCCAGUGCACAAGUUCACUUCCCACAAUGCGGCAGUCAAGGCUCUGGCAUGGAACCCUCACAACGGGUCGACUCUUGCAAGCGGAGGUGGUUCGGGCGACCGCUGCAUCAAGUUUUGGAACGUGCAGGAGGGAGUCGAGCUGGACUCGAUCAACACGGGGUCGCAGGUGUGCAACCUGCUGUUUUCCAAGAACACUCAGGAAAUUGUCAGCACCCACGGCUACAGCCACAACGAAAUUAUCUGCUGGAGGUACCCCUCGCUUGAGCAGUCCGCGGUCCUCACCGGGCACUCUUCCAGAGUGCUGUACCUGGCCAUGGCCCCGCUCGGGGACGUGAUCGUCACGGGCGCCGGGGACGAGACCCUCCGCUUCUGGAAAAUGUUCCCCGGCGGCGGGCAAGGCACCUGCCAAAGCCAACUCGACCUCAAGCUCAAAACCUUACGCUGA